This is a messenger RNA of Neohortaea acidophila, 976 nucleotides long. RefSeq lists its product as uncharacterized. NCBI's taxonomy places the organism in Eukaryota, Fungi, Ascomycota, Dothideomycetes, Mycosphaerellales, Teratosphaeriaceae. Bases 103 to 738 code for a protein of 211 amino acids. The transcript has a single exon. The record is from RefSeq and is a predicted model, not a curated record.
CUAGCUACGCAAGAAAUGCCCACAAGGCGAGCAAGCAACAUCAUCUAUCACUUCCUCUUACAAGCUCCCCCCGAACGCCAUCGCUAACCCUUUUUAUUGUGAAUGAGAAAAUCAGACCUUCAUCACCGCCUCAAAAAGCCCCCCUCUUCUCCCUCGGGCGAACUGCCAGGCACAAUCUCCGCACUCGCCGAAUGCAUCGCCGCAUUAGCCCCGAAAGAGUUCCGCGUAAUACUGUCCGCCGCACGGCGAUGGCUCGUAUUGUUCACAACGCUACUGGACCACUCGCCACCGCCACUGUUCAGCCGGGGCGUGGUGAAGCGCGAAGCGGCGGGGAUAUCGAGGCCGCCGCCGAGGUCGAGGUCGCCGAGCGAGGGGGCGUGGGUGGAGAGGCGGUUCAUCGACGGCCGGCCUUGCGCCGCGCCUUCCUCGGCAUCGUCGAAGCCGGCGUCGUCUUCGGAGUCCUCGCCUGCCCCGCCCGUGAUCCAGCCUAGGCCGGCGUCCAUGGAGCCUAGGCCCGCGCGGUCGUGUUGGAACGAAGGGCGGGGCGGCUGCUCGGCGCGGAUGCCGGGGUGGUUUGCGUCGCGCGUGGUGUUGGAUAUGGCGCGAGUGUGGCCAAUUGAAGCGGCGGCGGCAGUAGCGGUUGCCGCAGACCCAGGCCCACCAGGCAGUCUUUCCCGUAUGGAUGACGCAGGUGCUUCGACGGGCGACAGAGGCCUCUCCGCACCACCGGUGGCCUGAAUAGGCUCAGGAGAAUCACGGUACGGCUCAUCAUCCUCCGGCUUGCCUUUCUCCUGCAACUCCAGCUCUUCCUGCUGCUGCCUCGCAAUCUCCUGUUGCAUCUCAGGCGGCAUGCGCGAAGAUCGCACCACCUCGAAUCCCUUGCCAGCCUCCUUGUCCUUCUUUUUGCCUCGUCCAAAGAGCCCCACAAAACCUUGGAGCCAAGUUUGCGCGUUCGCCGCUGGACCUUCCGGAUCCG